AUGUCCGACAUUGGACUUGUUUCAAAGCCACUCCCUCUCGAAUUGAUCUCCGAAAUCGUUGCUUUUCUUGACGAUCGCGAUGAUAUAUAUGGCCUCUUCGGUAAACCUCCACCUCCGUCCCUCUUCCCAUGUUCUCUCGUGUGCCGUGCAUGGAAUAUCAUCUGCCGGUCUCACAUCUUCUGCAGGGUUAUCAUCUGCGAUUUCGAUAGGCAUUUCUCUCGGCUCUCCUUCCUCCAUUUCACAGCUCCCCAUCUCUUCAAAGCCAUUCGCUUCUUCCACUUCGGCUGGAAUGUUGACGUCGACGAUAGUGUGACGGCCCUACCAUCGUGGGUUUCCGACUGCUCCAAACGAUUCGAGAAUCUGCGCGUGUUGUCUCUGUGGGGCGGGUCCACGGAUAUGCUCAAGGCACUUGACUUGAAUCUUACCCCUCUCGUCGCCACUCCUCGCCUUCGCAAGCUGUACAUCCAAACAUGGUGCUUCGAAGACGAUGCCUCAGACCUACUCGACAUCCUACUCUCGACUAACCCCAAGCUGGAAGAAUUGGUACUGGAUAAUGUCUUUGGGGCCUCGGACGUUGUGGAUGAAGACGAUGCUCCAGAUGCUCCUUCAGUUGUGCGAUUUGAUGCUCUUCGAUGUCUAGAGUUGCAAAAUGUAGACCACUCGCUGGUCAGAUUUAGCGCGUUUAUUGAGUGCCCAAAUCUUAAAUCCUUGGUCGCUGAAUGGCCGGAGGACUGGGAUUUACCGCCAUGGUGCUCAACUAAUUUCUCUGACCUCGAGAUCCUUGUCGAUACCGACUGCAGUCUUCCCAAUUUCGGCAAAGCAAUCAGGCCAUCCGCAUUCACGAUCGACAUAAUAGGACUCGGUUCAAUCCUUGAAAUCGCUACUUGGAUCAAAGAUUGUAUCAACCGCCUUCCGUUUCCCGACCUCGUCCGUCAGUUGACCAUCAGUGCUGAUAUCUGCAGAAUCGACGAACAGGACUUCGAGGCGUUUUACUGCGAGAUUGCGGAUUUGUUUUGCUUCCUCCAACAAAUUCGCGACCUCGGAGGGCUGGAGGGCAUGAGCGUAUCAAUCAAGGUGCCCGUCGAAUCGCGAUUGAGCUCCGAUAAUCAUCGAUUCAGACUCCCUGUAUUUUACUCCUCAAAUUCGAAGUCCAUUUCCAACGUUGGCCAAUUCAGAAAACUUCUAAAACUUGAAUCAAAACACGUCGCUCGACAACAUCGAACUCGUCAGCGGCAAUAUCAAGGACUGUACUUGAAAGACUCUGAAGCUUACAGGGCUGAUAUCAGCAUGGGGAUAUCACACCAGGACACUUCAUCCUUUUCGAAGCAGUUGCCUACCGAACUGAUCCUCCAGAUUAUUGCGGGUUUCGACCGUCGUGGCAACAGUAACACCUACUCCGGAUCUGUGACAGGCGUGCCCCCGUGCCUCACAGCUUGCUCUCUUGUAUGCCAUGCAUGGAACGACAUAUGCCGGCCUUAUAUCUUCCGUAUCGUUGAAAUCAGCGCUGGUACAUUGAUCCCUCGGUUGUCCUUCCUUCAUUUCGAAGCACCCCAUCUCUGCAACUACGUUCUCGACUUUCGCCUAUCCCUGGACACCAGGGCUAACUAUGAGCCAUUCCCAGCGUGGCUUCCGGACUGCUUCUCCAGAUUUAGGAAUCUCGGUACUUUGUACCUCGCAGACAUCGGCAGUGUGAACUCGUCACUUGCAGAACUAUCUCCUCUUGACAUGGGAAUUACCACUCUUCUUGCCACCGCCCCCAACCUUCGCAAGCUGCAUCUUGAGGGGUGGGAUCACGAUCGAGAUGUCGUCAGUGUCCUCCCUACCUCCUCCCAGCUAGAGGAUCUGUCCCUGAAUGUCAUCUCCACAAACAUGACAACUGUUGUCUCUUCGCCCCCACGAUUUGAUGCUCUACAAAUUCUGGAGUUGGACAAUAUUCCCUAUCCAUUGCUAAGAUUCAAGACGUUCAUCGAGUGUCCGAAUCUUCGUUCAUUGGUCGCUGAAUGGUAUGACCCUGUACGUUGGAAAGUACCACCCUGGGUUUCAACUCGCUUCUCAGAACUUACCCUCAAUGUCAAUGUCUGGUCUGGAUGUCCUGAUUUUGGUGAAGCGAUUCAGCCAUCUGUGUUGACGAUCAAUAUAUUUGGGUCCGAAUCAUGCUCCAACUUCAUCACUUGGAUCAAGAAUUGUGUAGCCAGCCUCCCAUUUCCCAACCUCCUCCAUCGGGUCACAAUCAAUAUCAAGGUUACGGGUGUCAAUGAAAGGAAAUGCGAAGAACUUUAUCGCGAGUUGGAAAAGUUAUCUGUGUUCUUACACAAACUCUGCGAUCUGGGGGCGUUACAGAGGAUAGUCCUGAAGAUCGAAUUGUUUGCUGGCCGGGUGAACACGAUCAAUGAUAGCUACGAUAUACUAGAUCCUUCGAGCGAGGUGAAAGCACAAGAUUUGGCGAAGCUGAAGGACUUGUUUAGUGCGUUGUUGGAGAGGGAUAGCCUAGACUUUGAUGUCAUCCUGGAAUGGUGCUCGACAUCCGGGGACCUCGUCUUUUACACUAGAGUUCAGAAUUAG
Pleurotus ostreatus (oyster mushroom) is the source of this 2562-nucleotide messenger RNA. RefSeq lists its product as uncharacterized. The record is from RefSeq and is a predicted model, not a curated record. The coding region runs from base 1 to 2562 and encodes 853 amino acids. NCBI's taxonomy places the organism in Eukaryota, Fungi, Basidiomycota, Agaricomycetes, Agaricales, Pleurotaceae. Gene Ontology annotation, molecular function: protein binding. The transcript is spliced from 6 exons.